Messenger RNA from Phycodurus eques (leafy seadragon), 4038 nucleotides. Its product is annotated as bone morphogenetic protein 1-like. The transcript is spliced from 20 exons. The record is from RefSeq and is a predicted model, not a curated record. Lineage: Eukaryota; Metazoa; Chordata; Actinopteri; Syngnathiformes; Syngnathidae. Gene Ontology annotation, molecular function: zinc ion binding; metalloendopeptidase activity; calcium ion binding. Bases 55 to 2988 code for a protein of 977 amino acids. Gene Ontology annotation, biological process: proteolysis.
CAAUCCAUGUUUUUUUGUUUGUUUGUUUCUGCUUGAUUUUUUUAUUUUUAAAUAAUGCUCUUUGCUUUUACAUACCUAUUUUUGUGCAGUUUGCGAGUCUCUCAUUUGGUUGGUUGGAAGUACGCAGAUCCAAAAAUUCAAUACUUGGAUGAUGAGAUUGACUACAAGGAUCCCUGCAAAGCUGCUGCCUUUUUGGGAGACAUUGCCUUGGAUGAAGAAGAACUGCUCAUGUUUAAAGACACCCUCAAAACAGAAAGUGCUCAACUGAAUCAGACAGCUUCAGUUAACAUCUCCACUUCCAAUGAGAUAGUCAGAAGAAAGAGAGCAGCUGGUAAACAGCGCUACCGUCAGCAUAACAGCAGAAGGAGGGCAAGGAGGGUGAGGGCAGCCACCUCCAGAUCUGAACGGAUUUGGCCCGACGGCAUCAUACCGUACGCGAUCAGCAGUAAUUUCAGUGGUAAUCAGCGGGCCAUUUUCCGUCAGGCCAUGCGUCAUUGGGAGAAGAACACUUGUGUCAUAUUCACGGAGAGGACGACUGAAGAGAGCUACAUUGUUUUCACAUACAGACCUUGCGGGUGUUGUUCCUACGUGGGAAAGAGAGGCGGCGGUCCUCAGGCCAUCUCUAUAGGGAAAAACUGUGAUAAGUUUGGCAUUGUGGUGCAUGAACUCGGCCACGUGAUUGGUUUCUGGCAUGAACACACGAGGCCAGACCGUGACGAGCAUGUGAGCAUCAACAGAGACAACAUUCAACAAGGACAGGAGUACAACUUCCUGAAAAUGGAACCGGGCGAGGUUGACUCACUUGGUGAGGUGUACGACUUCGGCAGCAUCAUGCAUUACGCCAGGAAUACGUUCUCCAGAAGUGUUUUCUUGGACACGAUCUUGCCCCGUUAUGAUGUCAAUGGAGGCCGGCCCUCUAUUGGACAGAGGCUCAAGCUUAGCAAAGGGGACAUUGCGCAAGCACGCAAACUCUACAAAUGCCCAAGAUGUGGGGAGACUUUGCAAGACAGUGCUGGAAAUUUCUCCUCCCCUGAUUUUCCAAAUGGUUACUCUGCACACAUUCAUUGUGUAUGGAGGAUCUCUGUCACACGUGGAGAAAAGAUUGUUCUGAAUUUUACUUCCAUGGAUGUCUUCAAGAGUCACUUGUGCUGGUAUGACUACGUGGAGGUUCGAGACGGCUUCUGCAAAAAAGCCCCACUGAAAGGUCGUUUCUGUGGAGACACAGUCCGAGAUGCCAUUGUCUCAAGUGACAGUCAACUUUGGAUUGAAUUCAGGAGCAGCAGUAGCUGGGUGGGUCGAGGCUUCUCAGCCGUCUACGAAGCCGUCUGUGGUGGGGAUGUGGAGCGGGACAGCGGCCAGAUCCAGUCCCCCAAUUAUCCCGAUGACUACCACUCCAACAAAAUGUGUGUGUGGAAAGUCACAGUGGCAGAGGGUUAUGAAGUGGGUCUCUCCUUCCAGUCGUUUGAGCUCGAGAGUCAUGACAGCUGUGCCUAUGACUAUGUGGAAGUCAGGGACGGAGGCUCGUCACACAGCCCGCUGCUCGGACGCUUUUGCGGCUACGACAAACCAGAAAACAUCAAAAGCAGCACCAACCAGCUGUGGCUGAAUUUCGCCUCUGACGUCUCGGUCAACAAGGCCGGGUUCUCUGCCAGCUUCUUUAAAGAGCUGGACGAGUGCUCUCGACCUGAUAAUGGGGGUUGUGAGCAGUACUGUCUGAACACUCUAGGCAGCUACAGAUGUGCCUGUGAUCCUGGAUUUGUACUGGCCACAGACAGGUCCAGCUGUGAGACAGCAGCCUGUGGCGGCUUUAUCACCAAACUGAGCGGCUCCCUCGCCACCCCAGGGUGGCCUCAGGAAUACCCGCCCAACAAAAACUGUGUGUGGCAGCUAGUGGCACCCAUCCAGUACCGCAUCACUCUGGUGUUUGACGCAUUUGAGACAGAAGGCAACGACGUGUGCAAGUAUGAUUACGUGGAGGUGCGGAGUGGCACAAGCGCAGACUCAGAGCUUCACGGGAAGUUCUGCGGAGCGGAGAAACCGGAGGCCAUCGCCUCACUGCAAAACAACAUGAGGGUCGAGUUCAAGUCUGACAACACCGUCUCCAAAAGAGGAUUCAAGGCUCACUUCUUCUUUGAUAUAGACGAGUGCUCGCAAGAAAACGGCGGUUGCCAGCAUGCAUGUGUCAACACCAUGGGAAGCUACAGAUGUCAGUGCCACAGCGGCUUCAUGCUGCACGACAACAAGCAUGACUGCAAGGAAGCGGGCUGUGAUCUACUGGUAAAUGGCACGUCAGGCACAAUCAGCAGCCCCAACUGGCCUGAAAAGUACCCCAGUAAGAAGGCCUGCACAUGGACUCUGUCCACCACUCCAGGCCAUCGGAUCAAACUUGUCUUCAAUGAGAUCGACAUGGAGGCUCAUCUGGAGUGUGCUUACGACCGUUUGGAACUCUUCGAUGGGACCGAUGUCCGUGCCCCAAGUCUGGGUCGCGUCUGUGGUACCAAGAAGCCUUCUCCCGUCAUCUCCAGUGACAACGCAAUGUUUUUACAUUUCUUCUCGGACAACUCAGUGCAGAAGAGAGGCUUUAAGGCCUCAUAUGCAGCAGAAUGCGGAGGAAGCCUUAGCGCCGAGGUCACGACGAAAGAUUUGUACUCUCAUGCACAGUUUGGAGACAACAACUACCCCGCAGGCUCCGACUGUUUGUGGGUAAUCUCUGCUGAGAAGGGCUACGGAGUGGCGCUCCUCUUUCAAGUGUUUGACAUCGAGGAGGAGCCCGACUGCGGGUACGAUUAUGUCGAGCUUUACGACGGAGCUGACAUCAAGUCCCCGAGGCUGGGACGAUUCUGCGGAUGGGGGGCUCCAGAGGAGAUCUAUUCAGCCGGAGAUGCCCUGGUGUUAUUAUUUCACUCGGAUGACAGCAUCGGUAAAAAAGGUUUCCAUGUGCACUACACAAGCACAAAGUUCCAGGAUACGCUACACGUGAGCAAGUGACUCUAAAAAAUGAACCUAAAUGCAGACUUGAAGCCAAACAUUCUCUACCACACCCAUUCCAGCGAGGAGCAGACGAGUGGAUUCAUAUCAUAAACCCACAAAUGUACCACUCACAUUUUGUUUGAGUGAAGCCAAGCAGACAAAUUACAUAUUUACUGUGUUACAGCUUUGGAUGAACACUAAGGACUAGUUUUCAAUAAUGAUUUGGGGUUUUCUUUUGCCUCAUGCAGCCUGUAAUGAACUUUGGUAGCUUGGUGAGAAUUUAAAAAGCACAUAAGGUAUUUUUGCACAAGCUAAUGAGAUCCAGUACAAGAGCUGCAGUAUAUUAUCCUGGUAACUAAUAUGACAAAGAAACCUCUCUGAUCGAUGCAGGGCAAUAUUGCAGUAACCAUUGUCAGAUGUUAUGGAUUGCAUUGGAUUGCAUAAGAUUUUGCAGAAGUACUUAAUGUAGUGUCAGUCUGAGGUCACGUGAUCAUUGUUAAUGCAGUUCAGUUGUAUAGAAAGUUUUUGCACAUAGUCUUUAUGAGUUUGUUGGGGGUGGAGGACAGUGUUAGUAGCACAUCUGCUUUACUUGCAAUGCACGAAAAUGAUAUUGUCUCCAAUGUACAAAUAACACACAAGCUGUUAACCUGUAUAUGGAUAUCAAUCAAAAUAUACAGGUGCAUUUCAGUAAAUUGGUAGAAAAGUUUAUUUACUUUGCUGGAGUGAAACUCGUGUAUUAGUAUAUCAUGAAACGUAGGAAAAUACUUUGGAGAAAGCCAAUUCUUAACUAAUUUCUAUACAUUAAAGAAAUGUUUGAUUGUUUUUUUAUGUAAUAUUCAAAUUUCUUGAGAUGGUCAAUUUUGGGUUUUCCUCACCUGCAAUCAAAUCUAAAUGUAAUAAUCAAAAUAACAAUAAUACAAAAAAAGAAUCGCAUUAAAUAUUUCACUCAGUGUGUAGCGAAUCUAUAUAUGAGUUUCACUUCUUGAAUUAAACUACUGAAAUAAAUUAAGUUUUCCACUAAUUUAUGGAUUUAAAGACAAGUAACCCUAGAGGAUAACACCUUUAUUC